Molecule: messenger RNA, 1222 nt
Organism: Solanum lycopersicum (tomato)
Lineage: Eukaryota; Viridiplantae; Streptophyta; Magnoliopsida; Solanales; Solanaceae
Product: photosynthetic NDH subunit of lumenal location 5, chloroplastic
Biological process (GO): protein peptidyl-prolyl isomerization; protein folding
Molecular function (GO): peptidyl-prolyl cis-trans isomerase activity
Source: RefSeq, a predicted model, not a curated record
UACCAUUUGUAAUGGAUAUGUUUACCUAAUCGGUCUAUACAAGAGGGUUGAGGCUCGUCAUCUCCGUCACACACCAUCUUUGUCCCUCAUUUUCACCAACCACACACACUCUCUCUCUCUAUCUCUAUUGCAGUUCAACUCGCCGUACCGGAGAACUGAAAUCGGCAACUAUGGCAGCUACAUUUGCUUCAGUGUCGAAUUUAGGCUCAAUUUCAGUUCCACGAGUUGCGAACCCUACAUAUGCUGCUUAUCCGAAGUUGCUGAAAUCUUCAUUCUCAUCGUCAAGCUUAUUUGGUGGUUCGUUGCGUCUGGACACUUCUUCAAACCGUUCGGUUCACAAAAAAACCGGCGGUUCAUCUGGUUCUAUUCAAGCCGCGGUGGAGGUGGCGGAUUUGCAAUCCAAAGUGACAAACAAAGUUUAUUUUGAUAUUAGCAUUGGGAAUCCUGUUGGAAAACUUGCUGGGCGAAUUGUAAUUGGAUUAUAUGGUGAUGAUGUGCCACAGACAGCUGAAAAUUUCCGUGCACUCUGCACAGGUGAGAAGGGCUUUGGCUUCAAGGAUUCUGCAUUUCACCGUGUUAUUAAAGAUUUCAUGAUUCAAGGGGGUGAUUUCGACAAGGGAAAUGGAACCGGUGGUAAAAGCAUAUAUGGUCGUACCUUCAAGGAUGAAAACUUCAAGUUGGUUCAUACCGGACCUGGGAUUGUUAGCAUGGCUAAUGCAGGGCCUAAUACCAACGGAAGCCAAUUCUUCAUUUGCACUGUAAAGACCCCAUGGCUGGAUCAAAAGCAUGUUGUGUUUGGGCAAGUUUUAGAAGGCAUGGACAUUGUGAAGUUGAUCGAGUCCCAGGAGACUGAUAGGGGUGACCGUCCAAGGAAGAGGGUUGUCAUCAGUGACUGUGGUGAGCUACCUAUAGUUUGAGGCGAGAAUAUAACUGUUUAGCACUUCAUCUUUGCACACAAUGGAUAUAUGGACCGUUGUGAGAUAUAGAGCAUAUUCAGUAGUGAGUUUUCAUCCAAAUCCCAGGCUUUUUUUCUUCUUCUUUUUCUGGGUUUGUUGGAUUUCAAAUUACAGGGUAAAAAGUUCUUGCUAGAAGCGACUACGAUGUUUUCCUGUUAACGUGGAUGUAUGCAAUUUCAGUUAACAUUGAAUAUUGAUGGGAUGGUAAGAGACUAUUGUUGCUUUUAUACGCCCAUGAAUAUGGAUUACAUUUGUCGUGAUUAAAA